Argiope bruennichi is the source of this 367-nucleotide messenger RNA. RefSeq lists its product as uncharacterized. NCBI's taxonomy places the organism in Eukaryota, Metazoa, Arthropoda, Arachnida, Araneae, Araneidae. The record is from RefSeq and is a predicted model, not a curated record. The transcript has 3 exons. The coding region runs from base 1 to 282 and encodes 93 amino acids.
AUGAUAUUUGCUUCAGUUCUUUGUGAAGAAAAGAAGCCAGAGCCAAAAGUAGGAGAGCCUCAGUUCAGCUUAGAUGCUGCUGGCGGUGGAAACAACGCUCGCAACUUCAAUGCUGGAUUCAACGCAGGGGUCGGAACCAGGGUCUGGGAAAGCAAAAAUAAAGACAUGAGCUUGGACCUUGGGGUCAGUUACGGAAGAGGGUACCAGAGGGUCGACGGUCACACUUUCAAAUCACCACCACAGUACGGAAUCGGAGGUACCUUCAGAUGGGGAAGGAAGUGAUGGAGAACACCUCUCUUGUACUGAUUUCACUGAAUGGUGCUAUAUUUCUGUGAUGUUGUAAAUAAAUUGAUUUUUUUUCCCUCAA